AUGCUCGGCAGUGAGCCUUCAAACCCUCCUGCGAGCUCGGGAGGCGUGGAGGGCGAGUCCGAGGGCAUCCAAUCUGCACUUACAGCCGCAGAGUCUGUAUCUUCCCUCACAACCGCACAGGAGACUUCUUCGACUACAUCUGAACUCCAACUCUCUCGCGACAUUCCCAAUCCUAGUUGCAACGUCCUUUCAUCAGGCCUGGCUGCUGCCACACAUUUAGAUGCACAUCAACCAGCGACUGAAAGACCAUUGAAGAUAACAGACGCCCUUGAAUAUCUCGACUCGAUCAAGUUGAAGUUUCAGGACAGACCGGAUCUGUAUAACAAGUUUCUCGACAUCAUGAAGGAUUUUAGGAGCCAAAUCAUCGACACUCCUGGUGUCAUUGAUCGCGUGUCAAGCUUAUUUCAUGGCCACCCUAGCCUGAUCCAAGGUUUCAACACGUUCCUUCCCGCAGGUUAUCGCAUCGACUGCAACACAGACUCUCUCGACUCGAAUGUCAUCACGGUCACUACCCCAGCGGGGACGACUACGCGGCUCACUCAUGGAUCGUUCUCGCAAGGGCCAAAUAGUCCCAGACUCCCCACUUCGCACAUUGAAGUACCGAUGCGUCAGCCUUCGCACGAUGUCAAUUAA
Fibroporia radiculosa is the source of this 633-nucleotide messenger RNA. RefSeq lists its product as uncharacterized. The transcript has 2 exons. Gene Ontology annotation, cellular component: chromatin; Sin3-type complex. NCBI's taxonomy places the organism in Eukaryota, Fungi, Basidiomycota, Agaricomycetes, Polyporales, Fibroporiaceae. Gene Ontology annotation, biological process: negative regulation of transcription by RNA polymerase II. The coding region runs from base 1 to 633 and encodes 210 amino acids. Gene Ontology annotation, molecular function: transcription corepressor activity. The record is from RefSeq and is a predicted model, not a curated record.